AUGGCACGUUCAAGAGGAUCAUCCAGACCUAUGUCUAGGUCAAGACCUACCCAAACAAGAUCAGCAUCCACCAUGGCAGCUCCAGCUCAUCCUCAACAACAAACAAAUACUUAUUCACAUCCUCCGGCCGCAAGUGCCCAAACAAAACAACCAGGCAUGUUUGCGCAAAUGGCUUCUACUGCGGCAGGUGUCGCCGUUGGUAGUACCAUUGGUCACACCUUAGGUGCAGGAAUUACAGGUAUGUUCUCUGGAUCUGGGUCUGACUCUGCUCCUGUUGAACAGCAACAGCAAAAUAUGAGCAACGUCUCCGGUCAGACCCAAAUGGACCAGCAGAUGGGAAGAACAUGUGAAAUAGAUGCAAGAAACUUUACACGCUGUUUGGAUGAAAAUAAUGGAAACUUCCAAAUAUGUGAUUAUUAUUUGCAGCAACUAAAAGCCUGUCAAGAAGCGGCACGCCAAUACUGA
Messenger RNA from Saccharomyces mikatae IFO 1815, 465 nucleotides. RefSeq names its product Mix17p (gene MIX17). Gene Ontology annotation, cellular component: nucleus; mitochondrion. Bases 1 to 465 code for a protein of 154 amino acids. The record is from RefSeq and is a predicted model, not a curated record. The transcript has a single exon. Gene Ontology annotation, biological process: mitochondrion organization. NCBI's taxonomy places the organism in Eukaryota, Fungi, Ascomycota, Saccharomycetes, Saccharomycetales, Saccharomycetaceae.